UGCCGGAGGCGGGGCCGGGGAUCGGGGGCGGGCCUCCGGGGCGGCGGGGAGGACCUGCCUGCGCCGCCCCGGCGCUCGCAGACUCGGGCUCGUACGCAGGCGCGCUGGGCCGCUGAGAACAGCGACCGAGGGCGGCCGAGCGGAGCGCGGAGCCGGUCGGGUGCAGGGCGCGAUGCGGCCCGGAGAGGAGCGGCCCUUGGAGGGGGGCGCCGGCGCUGGCGUCUCCGCGCUGGAGCUGCUGAAGCUGCGCGCCGCCGAGCGCAUAGACGAGGCGGCCGAGCGCCUGUGGGCCGUGAGCCGCGCCAUCUGGAGCAAGCCGGAGCUGGCCUACGAGGAGCACCAUGCCCACGACGUGCUGACGCGCUUCCUCGAGAGCGAGCCGCCGGCCGCGUCGUGGGCGGUGCAGCCGCACUACCAUCUGGCCACGGCCUUCCGCGCCGAGUGGGGCCCGCCGGGGGGCCGGGUGGCCCCGCGCCCGCUGCAGCUGGGCUUCCUCUGCGAGUACGACGCGCUGCCCGACAUCGGGCACGCCUGCGGCCACAACCUGAUCGCCGAGGUCGGGGCGGCGGCCGCGCUGGGCGUGAAGGGGGCCCUGGAGGGUCUCUCCGGGCGGCCUCCGCCGGUGAAGGUAAUUGUCCUGGGAACACCUGCAGAAGAAGAUGGUGGUGGCAAAAUUGAUUUAAUUGAAGCAGGGGCUUUUGAAGAUCUUGAUGUUGUUUUUAUGGCCCAUCCGUCCCAAGAGAAUGCUGUGUAUCUACCUGACGUAGCUGAACAUGAUGUGACUGUGAAAUACUAUGGAAAAGCAUCGCAUGCUGCUGCUUAUCCCUGGGAAGGAGUAAAUGCACUAGAUGCUGCUGUUCUGGCCUACAACAAUCUGUCAGUGUUAAGACAGCAAAUGAAACCAGCCUGGAGAGUACAUGGCAUAAUAAAAAAUGGUGGUGUAAAACCCAAUAUCAUUCCCUCUUAUUCUGAAUUAAUCUAUUACUUCCGUGCACCCUCAAUGAAAGAACUUCCAGUUUUGACCAAAAAGGCAGAAGAUUGCUUCAGAGCUGCAGCUUUGGCUACUGGGUGCACAGUAGAAAUUAAAGGUGGAACACAUGAUUAUUACAAUGUUCUUCCCAAUAAGAGCCUGUGGAAAGCUUAUACUGACAAUGGAAAAAAACUGGGAAUAGAAUUCAUUUCAGAAGAUGCAGUGUUGAAUGGCCCUUCAGGAUCUACUGAUUUUGGAAAUGUUACCUUUGUGGUUCCUGGGAUUCAUCCGUAUUUUUACAUUGGAUCUAAUGCCUUGAAUCAUACAGAACAAUAUACUGAAGCUGCAGGAUCACAGGAAGCUCAGUUCUACACGCUGCGUACGGCCAAAGCUCUCGCAAUGACUGCGUUGGAUGUUAUUUUUAAACCAGAGCUCCUAGAAGGAAUCAGAGAGGACUUCAAAUUGCAGCUUCAAAAAGAAGAGCUUUUAAACACAGAAUAAAAGGAAGAUUUAGGAGCCACUUACAGAUCAUUAAGAAGAACUGAUGAUUUUUACCUUUAAUCUUUUUUAAUGAAGAAAGAGGUCAUGCUUGUUUUUUAAUCUUAAAGGAAUCAAAUUCCUCUUACCUGAAAAAAUGUGAGGACAUGAUGUGGAGAAAACACAUUACUUCAUAUGUAAAAUGAAAAUUUGAUGAAAUUGUGAUCUUUCAGGAGCUGGUAUGUGAUGGCUUUUCUUAGACAACCUGGAUGAUACAGUUUACCAACUAUAAUUUCUAAAUUCAUGUGUAAGUGUAUUUUUGAAGAUCCAAGAGUUCUUAAACCUUAUAUUGAGAAUUAACACAGGAAAAAUUUUUUUGGUAUAGGGUGGUAAAAUUGUCCUAGGAAAUAGCUUUAAAAUUCAAGUUCUAAAUUUAAGGAAAGUUCGUUUUGUGACUAUCUAUACUGGUUUAGAGAAUUUCUUUAUUGAUAAUAAAAGUAGGUUUUUAAUGAGAAAUGCUGUGGGAAAGAACCAGAAACUUAGGUACAAAGAACAAGCUUUCGUUUUACCAUUUGAAGGAAAUGGUUCUUUUUUUUUGUAUAAUUAGCUCUUGGCAUUAAAGUGCUAUUUCUAAUUCCAUACUACUCUAAUUGGAAAAGCAUCCACAGCCAGGAUUAGCCUUUCCUCUAAGGUGUUUGCUUGGUAGCUGGUGUGUUCUAGAGGAACUUAAGGAGCGAGGUGCCUAUGUGAAUCUUAAUGUGAUCCCCUCUACCUAGCAGCCCUGUCCAGACUUCUACUCGGAAGCCAGCCUGUUCAGCUUGAACAAUAUUGUGGUUUACUGAAGUUGGGGACAAUUCUAAGCCUCCUUAAGCCCCAUGCUAGCCCAAUAUUAAUUAAAGGAUAUUGUAAGUUUUUCCUGUUCUU
Molecule: messenger RNA, 2371 nt
Organism: Manis javanica (Malayan pangolin)
Lineage: Eukaryota; Metazoa; Chordata; Mammalia; Pholidota; Manidae
Gene: PM20D2
Product: peptidase M20 domain containing 2
Molecular function (GO): dipeptidase activity
Source: RefSeq, a predicted model, not a curated record